Triticum turgidum subsp. durum (durum wheat) is the source of this 1185-nucleotide messenger RNA. The record is from the annotation of a GenBank genome assembly. Lineage: Eukaryota; Viridiplantae; Streptophyta; Magnoliopsida; Poales; Poaceae.
AUGGUUGCAGAGAUGGGAGAAGCAGCACCGGAAGCAGAGGUGGUGCCAGGGGCAGAGGGCGGUCAUGGCGAGGCGCUGAUGGUGCUCGAGACUCUGGCGUCGUCUUCGCUGGCCUGCACCGUCCCGCAGUUCCCGACCAAGUGGAAUUCCGUCAAGGACAAGCUCCGGCAGCUCUGCUCCGGCCUCAGUUUGCUGCGCAGCAAUGGCGGCGACGGCGAAGAUGAGGAGGAGGAAGAAGGGGAAGAACAUCACCAUGUGCUGGCUCAGUUUCUGCAGUCUGCUUCGGCCACCGUGAGGGCCAUCCUGGACGUGGCCUCGCAGUGCAGCGACGGCACCGGCGGCCGGCUGCUCAGCUCCUCCUUCGCCGUCCUCCGGAACCUGAGCAGGGUGGAAGAAGUAAAAAUGUUCAUGGUGGAGCAGGGCGUGGUGACGGAGCUGGUCAAGCUCUCGCAGAAGAUGGAGGAGGUCCGGAAGCUCGGCGCCGUGGAGCUGCUGCACGCCAUGGCGCUGGACGACGCCGACGUGAGGGAGGAGGCCAUCGGCAUGGGGGUCAUCCAGUCCCUCCUCCAGCUGAUAUACCCGGACCUCCCCUACUCCUACAAGGCCCGGGAGGUGGCCCUGGCCGCCAUCUGGUUCUUCUGCUUCUCCUCGGCGAGCUCCAUCGACGACCUGACCAGCUCCGACGUGCUCGGCUGGCUGCUCCACUACCUCAACAACGGCGACUACGCGGUGCUCGACUGCACGCUCAAGAUCCUCCGCCACCUCGCGGAGGCCUCGGAGGAGUACGGCCGGAUGAUGGCCCGGGCCGGGUACUUCGCCGCGCUCUCCGGCCUGCUCGCCGCGAAGUCCUUCCGGGUGCGGGAGAUGGCGGCGCAGGUGCUGUCCAGCCUGCUGGCGCUGCACGGGAACCGGGUCAUCUUCAUCCAGGACGGCGACAACCUGGACCGGCUGCUGCAGCUGCUCGACCCCUCCGAGGGCAAGCUGAUGGCCAAGGGCCUCAUCCUCUCGGCCGUCAUGUCGCUCGCCGAGACGGGCGCCGGCAGGAAGAAGAUCGUGUCGUCGGAGCACUUCGGGAGCCUCAAGGAGCUCGCCGACUCCGGCGACUCCGACGCCAAGAAGGUCGUCAAGAAGAUCGCCAACAGCAGCAGGCUGCAGUCCAUGUUCAGCAAGAUAUGGAGCGCCUAA